AAUGGCAGGAGGGGGCGGCGCCCCCUGGCGGGCGGGCGGGCGCCUCCCGCUGCUCGUGGCGCUGCUGGUGCUGCUGGCGGCGGCGGCGGGCGAGGAGAUCAACGCCGAGAAAUUAAAACGUUAAGCCGUUUUUGAAAAAUGAAAGUGAUGGGAAAAGAAUUGCGAUAUGAAAAGGAUUGGAGAACCUGGAGAAGAAGACUUGGAAAAGAAAAAAGACGUGGAAGAGGAAUAGGAUCUGGAAAAGGGAAAAGCCUUGGAAGAGGAAUAAGACUUGGAAAAAGAAUUGGAAGGAAUUUAGAAAAAAAAAAGCUUUAAAGGUUAAAAGGAAACUCCCCCCUAAUUUGGAAAAUAAAAACGAAGAAUAAGAGGAAAAAAGAAAGUUACAAAAGAGUAAUAAUAAAGAUAAAAAUAAAAUGCAAUUAAAGCAGACAAGAGGAGGCGGAGGCUGGGGCAGGAAGGAAGAGCUCUGGCACGCCCCAGCACCCUCCUGCCCCCUGCCCUGGGGCUGCAGCCCCACAGGACAGAAGCCCCUUUGUGACUGCAGGCCGGGCUGGGGGUCCCAGGCGUCACAUCCCUCAGCAGCUCCCAGGGGAUGCCUCUGGAGGAGGAUGGGGACAGGCAGCCCGCAGGCAGCCUGGCCCCCUGCCAGCUGCCUUGUCCCUGGAGUCAGGGCAUCCGGCAGCAGCCCCCCGAGAUCACGGAUCCCCCACCUUUCGGGACAGGGCAGGGACCCUGUGCCCUGCUUGCCACACCGCUGCCUGCCGGCACCACUGGCAGCCGGCACUGACCCCUGAGAAGGGACACGGGGCUGGGAUACAGUCAGGCAGUGGGGACAGAUCCUUCCCCACUGGGUGUUGGGGAGCUGCAGGUGCCGCUGCAGGGCUGCUCCCUGCCUGGGGGCUGCUCCCUGCCGGGGCUGACGCGCGGCUCUCCCGGUGCAGGCAUGGCUGCGGCUCUACGGGUACCUGCCGCAGCCCAGCCGCCGGAUGUCCACCAUGCGCUCGGCUCAGACCUUCUCCGCCGCGCUUGCUGAGAUGCAGAAGUUCUACGGCAUCACUGUCACCGGCGUCCUGGACGAAGAGACCAAGGCGUGGAUGAAGCGUCCCCGCUGUGGGGUCCCGGAUCAGUUUGGAGCACGGAUGAAGUCCAACAUGCGUCGGAAGCGAUACGCGCUGACAGGGCGGCGCUGGAGCCAGAACCACCUCACCUUCAGCAUCCAAAACUACACGGAGAAGCUGGGUCGGUACCACUCGUACGAGGCUGUCCGACGAGCUUUCCGGGUGUGGGAGCAAGCCACGCCGCUGGUUUUCCGGGAGGUGGCCUACGAGGACAUCCGGCAGAAGAGGAAGAAGGAGGCUGACAUCAUGGUGCUCUUUGCCUCUGGAUUCCAUGGAGACAGCUCUCCCUUUGAUGGCCUUGGGGGAUUUUUGGCUCAUGCCUAUUUUCCUGGCCCUGGCAUGGGAGGUGACACGCAUUUCGACUUGGAUGAGCCUUGGACACUGGAGAAUGCAGAUGUGUCUGGGAACAACCUUUUCCUGGUGGCCGUGCAUGAGCUGGGGCACUCGCUGGGCUUGGAGCACUCCAGCAAUCCCAGCGCUAUCAUGGCCCCCUUCUACCAGUGGAUGGACACGGAGAACUUCCAGCUGCCUGAGGAUGACCUCAAGGGCAUCCAGCAGCUGUACGGUACCGCAGAUGGGCACCCUCAGCCCACCAAGCCUUUGCCCACCGUGACGCCCCGGAGACCUGGCAAGCCAGACCAGAGACCCCCUAAACCUCCCCCUCCGGGGAAACCAGAGCGACCACCCAAACCUGGCAGCCCAGACCGACCUGACCAGUAUGGCCCUGACAUCUGCGAUGGAGACUUCGACACGGUGGCGGUGCUGCGUGGGGAGAUGUUUGUAUUCAAGGGCCGGUGGUUCUGGAGGGUCCGCCACAACCGGGUGCUGGACAAUUACCCCAUGCCCAUCGGACACUUCUGGCGGGGCCUCCCUGGGGACAUCGAUGCUGCCUAUGAGAGGCAUGAUGGGAGGUUCGUCUUCUUUAAAGGUGACCGGUACUGGCUCUUCCGAGAAGCCAACCUGGAGCCUGGGUACCCACAGCCCCUGGUCACCUAUGGGCAGGGCAUCCCCUACGACAGCAUUGACACGGCCAUCUGGUGGGAACCCACAGGACACACCUUCUUCUUCCGUGGGGACAGAUACUGGCGCUUUAAUGAGGACACACGCUCGGUGGACCCUGGGUACCCAAAGCCCAUCUCUGUCUGGGUGGGCAUCCCUCCCUCGCCCAAGGGAGCCUUCCUCAGCCCGGAUGCCUCCUCCACCUACUUUUACAGAGGCACAAAGUACUGGAAGUUUGACAAUGAGCGUCUCAGGACAGAGCCAGGCUAUCCCAAAUCCAUCUUACGGGACUUCAUGGGUUGUCACACGGAGCUGGUCCCAGACCCCAAUCCCCGCUGGCCUGAUGUGGACCGACCCCCCUUCAACCCUGAUGGGGAUGGGGGGACUGAAGGUGAGGAGGAGCAGGAGGAAGAGGAAGAUGAGGAUUACAACGAGGGAGAUGGCCAGCCAGGCAGGGACGUGGACGUGGUGGUGCAGAUUGAUGAGUACACACGCACCAUGAGCGUGGUCAUGGUGCUGGUGCUGCUGGUGCUGCUGCUCUGCAUCCUGGGCCUCAUCUACGUCAUCGUCCAGAUGCAGAGGAAGGGCGCACCCCGAAUGCUCUUGUACUGCAAGCGCUCCUUGCAGGAGUGGGUUUGAACUUGGCUCCCUCCCCCCACUGCUCCCACCACCAUGGUGCUAAGAUGGACCUGACACCCCCUCCCCUUGACCCUCACCACAGCCUCGGCCUCUCUGCCCCAUUGUUGCUUGAUGGCUCCAACCUCAGAAAAAGGGGAGAUGCCCAAACCCCCAGCCCCUCCAGAGCAGCCGGGCUGGGACCGGGGAUCAUCAUGGGGGGGCUGGAGGGCAUCCAGGCCCUGCCUGCUCCCCAGUGCCUGUGCGUCCCCCUAGCUGUGACCCUCAGGCUGCCAUCCAUCACGUGCCUGCAUCUGCCAUGGGUCCCUGCAGGGUCCCUUCCUCUUGUGUGAGCCUGCUGCAGCUCGGGUGGUGAGUGGGCUGGGGGCUGCUCACAACUGCUGUGGGCUGGCAGGUCUCAGCUGCUGGCACCUGCAGUAGUGGGGAAGGGAGGGCUGAGCUCAUGGCUGUGUUUCCUGUUGAACCACGGGGAUACAGGGAUGUGGUGCCUACAGACAGUGUGAGUUGGGAGAUGCCACCUCUGCAGCCCUGCUGUGGCUCAGCUCAGUUCGGGCCCUGCUGCUGCCACCGUGGGACGAAGCCCUGGGGCACAUGGUCCUGUGGGCAGGGCAGUGGGCACGGCCGCCUUGUA
Cinclus cinclus is the source of this 3384-nucleotide messenger RNA. RefSeq names its product matrix metallopeptidase 15 (gene MMP15). The transcript has 10 exons. Bases 987 to 2756 code for a protein of 589 amino acids. The record is from RefSeq and is a predicted model, not a curated record. NCBI's taxonomy places the organism in Eukaryota, Metazoa, Chordata, Aves, Passeriformes, Cinclidae. Gene Ontology annotation, biological process: extracellular matrix organization; proteolysis; collagen catabolic process. Gene Ontology annotation, cellular component: extracellular matrix. Gene Ontology annotation, molecular function: metalloendopeptidase activity; zinc ion binding.